CAGCUGGACCCGCCCACAAGAAGAAGAGUGACACGCCAUUCAAUUGCUGUCUGGACUGUGGUUGUAGAACCCGAGCUGAGCUUUGGACAUUGUUGGACAAAAGACACGAAUACGUCCACGUUUUCGCGUUCGGUGUCGCCGGGGAAAGUUGGCCUGAAAUCUUGGAGAAAAUGGGGAUCAAGAAAAAAAACACCAAGAAUCCGCCGGUGCUGAGCCAUGAGUUUGUUAUACAGAACCAUGCAGAUAUUGUUUCCUGUGUUGCUAUGGUGUUCCUUCUCGGACUGAUGUUUGAGGUCACUUCAAAGGCCGCAGUGUUAUUCAUAACGGUGCAGUACAAUGUAACCAUCUCGUCAAAUGAAGGCCCAGAGGAAACGGCCGUCAACCACUUCCAUCACGGCAUCAAAGACCUGGCAACAGUCUUCUUCUACAUGCUGGUCGCCAUCAUCUUGCAUGCCAUCAUCCAGGAGUAUGUGCUGGAUAAAAUCAACCGGAAGAUGCACUUCUCAAAGACCAAGCACAGCAAGUUCAACGAGUCCGGCCAACUCGGUGUCUUCUACCUGUUCUCCUUCGGCUGGGGCACUAGCAUCCUGCUCAACGAACACUUUCUCUCCAACCCAGUCAACCUGUGGGAGGGUUAUCCGCAUUUACUGAUGCCAUUCCAGAUGAAAUUCUUCUACAUCUGUCAGUUGGGCUACUGGCUCCACGCCCUGCCUGAGUUGUACUUCCAGAAAACAAAGAAGGAGGAUAUUCCCCGGCAGCUGGUCUACAUCUCCCUGUACCUUGUCCACAUCGCCGGAGCCUACGUCCUCAACAUGAACCGCCUGGGCUUGGUUCUCCUGGUGCUGCACUACUUUGUGGAGCUGGUCUUCCACAUCUCCCGCCUCGUGUACUUCAGCAACGAGAGCCGGCAGACCGGGUUCACUGUGUGGGCCGUUCUGUUCGUCCUGGGCCGGCUGCUGACCCUGUCCCUCUCUGUCCUCACCGUUGGCUUUGGACUCGCCACCUCUGAGCAACAAGGCUUCGACAUGGCCGCUGGAAACUUCAACGUGCUCCUUGUUAGAAUCACUGUGCUGGCCGCCAUCUGCCUCACCCAGGCCUUCAUGAUGUGGAAGUUCAUCAACUUCCAGCUGCGCCGGUGGAGGGAGCAGGGGCAGACCCAGACCCUGAAGAAGAAACAGGCCCCCGCCAAGAGCAAAUCAAAGAAAGAGAAGACUAACGGGGUCAAUGGAGUGACUUCUAACGGGGCCGACUCGCCAAGAGUAAAGAAAGAGAAGUCGUCGUAAAAUACACACAUGAACCUUUUCUAUAUCUGCCCCCCCCCCCCCCCCCCUCGCUCUGUCACCACCCCUCCCUCACCCUCUCCCAUGCACCUCCCUGGCCACGCCCAGUGGUCCCUCUCCCUUCAGCGCAUUAUGCAUCGUCCUCACCCCUUCUCCCCUGACUAACUGGCCCAGUUGGGCAGCAGGGAGAACCAUGAUUUAAUUUGAUUCAAUUAUUCUUUCUUCUGUUUUGCUUGCCACCAGUUGUCCAGCACGCCUUUACGUAAGCAGCCAUGCUCUGCUGUGCCAUAACAAGUAAAAAAUAAAUAAAUAUAAAUAUUCAAAAGAUAUUUUAUUUAAAAAAAUAAUAAAAGUGCCUAAUUGAUGCCAACCGACUGGUACCAGAAGUUAUGUUUCUUCUCUUUAGGACUUCAGGACUUAUGACCUCACUGUGUUUCUUCCAAAGUUAGACUGUAUAUUGCAGAUUAGGAUUUUCUUUUUCUUUUUAAUCGCUUACUUUGCUUUGGUUAUUUAUCAUUUUUUGUGUGGAUUUUUGCUUAGGACCAUUUCAUUUCGACCCAUGAGACAUUUAUUCGCAUACUUUAAAUGCGAUUUGUUUCACCCCACCGUUUCCUCAAUCAUAACAAAAGGUUGCACAAAGGCAUUUUAUAACAUCACAACUCCGGAACAUAACCGGCUGAAAAGGUAUUCAAAGUAACAAGGAAAUAUUAUAUUUUGUAUGGACUGCCGCAGGGUCCCGGCCCACUCUCAUGUUCUGAACGUUUUGCUAUGCCUCUGGUUUUUGUUCCAUAAACAUUGUGAAUAGAUUAGCAAAACAGAAUCAUGUAAAGAAUGGGAGAACAAUCUUGUGGCGUUUGUGUCCUGGUGAUACCGAGCCCCCGUUGAAGUGAGUGGGUGCUGGCUCGACCCUCACCCACUGCGGUCCCCAAAUGUUGUUGGAUUCACCCAGGAAUGACUUUCAUUGACGCCAUGUUGAAUGUUCUAGUUUUGUUUGAAUUGUGUAAACCAAUAAAUGCACCCCCUUGCUCUACUUUC
This is a messenger RNA of Gadus macrocephalus (Pacific cod), 2315 nucleotides long. RefSeq names its product translocation associated membrane protein 1 (gene tram1). Gene Ontology annotation, biological process: protein insertion into ER membrane; SRP-dependent cotranslational protein targeting to membrane, translocation. Gene Ontology annotation, cellular component: endoplasmic reticulum membrane. Bases 171 to 1283 code for a protein of 370 amino acids. Lineage: Eukaryota; Metazoa; Chordata; Actinopteri; Gadiformes; Gadidae. The transcript has 11 exons. The record is from RefSeq and is a predicted model, not a curated record.